AUCAAAAAGAGAUAUCUAAUUAAAGAAUUAAAGGAAAGUAAAGAACAGAAUAAAGCUAUAGAAGAACAACUAAAAAGUUUGCAAGAAUAUUUUAAUUUAACAAGUUUAAUAAGAUCAAUUAGAAUAUUACAAUUUCAAAGAGAUUCAUUAAGAGAAAGAAGUAGAAUUUUAACAAAAGAAAAUGAAGAUUUAAAAGGAGAAAGAGCAUUAUUAACACAGAAUAAUCAAAAUUUAUAUCAAAGUAACCAAGCUUUAAGAAACAAAGUACAAAGACUAAAUAAUCAAGAAGGAAUGGCAGCAAUUUAUAAUAAAGUACAAAAUGAGAAUUAUGUUCAAAGAGAUAUAGACAAUUGGAAUAAUCUGACAAUAGAUUUAAAAGAAAUAAAAGAAUAUACAGGAAGACAAAGUGAAACAGAUGGAUGGAUAAGAAUACCUUGA
This is a messenger RNA of Entrophospora candida, 438 nucleotides long. The record is from the annotation of a GenBank genome assembly. NCBI's taxonomy places the organism in Eukaryota, Fungi, Glomeromycota, Glomeromycetes, Entrophosporales, Entrophosporaceae.